AUGCCGGAAGGAUCUCGUCCAUCUUCGGUGCCUGACCAUCAUGUGGGAAACCCUUCGUAUGCGGCUCGAGCGCGCGCUGCUUCGAGUGUUUUUUGGGGGGAAAGACUGCAUAUGUACCUGUUUCCAAACUUAGGAACAGUCACCACAAGUAGCCAAAGGUUUACCUUUCCUUCUUCGCUUCUUCCUUGCGCUCCAGAAGCGGUGGUGCAUGUCCUACUCAUGGUCAUGAGCGUGGGUCGUGUCCCUCACCUCCCCUGGCGUCAUGCAUCAGCUCCGAACCCUGGGCCUUCAAACACGCCGUGUCCUCUGGCGUAUUACUCCAUUCCGAUGGCACCAAAGCACAUGCUACUCCGUGCAGUCCAAGUUGUUGUGUUGCACGCCUAUGUAUAA
Messenger RNA from Heterobasidion irregulare TC 32-1, 390 nucleotides. RefSeq lists its product as uncharacterized. The record is from RefSeq and is a predicted model, not a curated record. Bases 1 to 390 code for a protein of 129 amino acids. NCBI's taxonomy places the organism in Eukaryota, Fungi, Basidiomycota, Agaricomycetes, Russulales, Bondarzewiaceae. The transcript is spliced from 2 exons.